Pteronotus mesoamericanus is the source of this 1218-nucleotide messenger RNA. RefSeq names its product lamina-associated polypeptide 2, isoforms beta/gamma-like. The transcript has a single exon. Gene Ontology annotation, molecular function: DNA binding. NCBI's taxonomy places the organism in Eukaryota, Metazoa, Chordata, Mammalia, Chiroptera, Mormoopidae. The record is from RefSeq and is a predicted model, not a curated record. The coding region runs from base 1 to 1218 and encodes 405 amino acids.
AUGCCGGAGUUUCUGGAAGACCCUUCUGUCCUGAUGAAGAAGUUGAAGAGUGAGUUGGUGGCCAACAAUGUGACGCUCCCGGCGGGGGAGCAGCACAAAGACGUGUACGUGCAGCUCUACCUGCAGCACCUCACGGGGCGCAACCGGCAGCCGCUCGCCGUCUGCGCCAACAGCAAGGGGCCCCCAGACUUCUCCAGUGACGAGGAGCGCGAGCCCACCCCAGUCCUUGGCUCCGGGGUCUCUGCCAUGGGCCGCAGCCGAGCGUCCGUCGGCAGGAAAGCCACAAAGAAACCUGAUAAACCCAGACUGGAAGAUAAAGAUGAUUUAGAUGCAACAGAGCUCACUAAUGAAGAUCUUCAGGAUCAGCUUGUGAAAUACGGGGUGAAUCCUGGCCUUAUUGUGGGAACAACCAGGAAGCUAUAUGAGAAAAAGCUGUUGAAACUGAGGGAACAAGGAGCAGAAUCAAGAUCUUCUACUCCUUUGCCAACAAUUUCUUCUUCGGCAGAAAAUACAAGACAGAAUGGAAGUAAUGACUCUGAGAGAUACAGUGACAACGAGGAAGACUCUAAAAUAGAGCUCAAGCUUGAGAAGAGAGAACCACUAAAGGGCAGAGCAAAGACUCCAGUAACACUCAAGCAAAGAAGAGUUGAGCACAAUCAGGUGGAUACUUCAGAACAUUUUCGUAUAGAUGGUGCAAUAAUUUCAGAGAGUACUCCCAUAGCUGAAACUAUAAUGGCUUCAAGCAACGAAACCUUAGUUGUCAGUAGGGUGACUGGAAAUUUCAAGCAUGCAGCUCCCAUUCUGCCAAUCACUGAAUUCUCAGACAUACCCAGAAGAACAGCAAAGAAACCAUUGACAAGAGCUGAAGUGGGAGAAAAGACAGAGGAAAGAAGAAUAGAAAGGGAUAUUCCUAAGGAAAUGUUUCCCUUUGAAGCAUCUACACCAACAGGAAUUAGUGCUAGUUGCCGCAGACCAAUCAAAGGGGCUGCAGGCCGGCCAUUAGAACUCAGUGAUUUCAGGAUGGAGGAAUCUUUUUCAUCUAAAUAUAUUCCUAAGUAUGUUCCCUUGGCAGAUGUCAAGUCAGAAAAAACGAAAAAGGGACGCUCCAUUACCAUGUGGAUAAAAAUUUUGCUAUUUGUUGUUGUGGUCAUUUUUUUUGUUUUUGGUCUACCAAGCUAUGGAAACCAACCAGGUAAAUCCAUUCUCUCCACGUGUUGA